AUGUCAACCACCGGACCUUUGGCUCAAGCGGCGGCCUGCGGGGAAACGACCCGCGGGUACGUGCGGGACGGCCACGCCACGCGCGAGACGCGUCGAACACUGGUGGGUUUUCUCCAGGGCCACGGGGUCUUCCGCCAGCCUUGGCGGAUGAACUAUAGCCAUGACACUGAGAUGGACCGCGAGUGGGCGGCGGAUCAGCUGCGCCGGAGGAAGAAUCUGGGCUCCGGUCUGCCGGACAUGCCCAUCCGCCGGGCCACGGCCGCGCUGCCGCAGGUGGCUGUAGCUGCGGUGCAGGGCGGCUUAAUUAGCGCCGGCCCGGGCGAGGCCACUGUAGGCAGUGCUUUGUCGGCCUUGACGAUCAAUGCUGGCAGCGCGGAGCAUGUGCAGCGCAUUUGCCAUGGGCUACUAGCGCUGCUCUAUGACAAGGAGCGCUUAGCGGUGCACUACGAGUUUGCGGAACUCAAGGGCGUUGAAGCUUUGCUGGCCGUGUUGAGGCGCAAGACGACCGGUCGAAGCGCUUUUGACGAGCGCUGGGGGGAUGCGGAAAACUGGGGCAGCACUGAGCUCUGA
Molecule: messenger RNA, 570 nt
Organism: Durusdinium trenchii
Lineage: Eukaryota; Dinophyceae; Suessiales; Symbiodiniaceae
Source: the annotation of a GenBank genome assembly